AAACGUAUUUAUUUAUUGAUCAACUUUAAAAACAAGUCUAACAACAUAUGCCAUUAUUAUUUGUGGUAGGGAGCUAUGGAUAUUCUACUGUGCAUUUUCAUGUUGGCUGUGGCGUCUUCAGAAGCCAUCAAACGCCAAUGGGCCUCUGAAGUUACAGGGUUUUCCUCACAAUACAACACAGGCGGGUUCUCUGCAAAACAGAUACUGGGGAAACCCAAUGUUUAUCCUCGCUAUGGUGAUUCCUCAGGGACAUGGACCCAGGCAAGUGGACAACUAAACGAAAAUCAGUUUAUACAGGUUAGAUUUCCAGAAAAGGUUUGGCUAACUGAAGUUAAUAUUUAUGAAACAUAUAAUGCCGGAACUGUCAAGAGAAUACUGGCGAGGGAUAAAGAAAACCAGUGGAUGGAAAUUUUUAAGGUUUUCCGUGUACAUCUCAUCAGAAAGGCUCGGAAAUUCUCACCCAAAUUAAAAAAAGUAAAUUUUCCUGUGAACGAGCUGAGAAUAGAAGUUGAUUGUUCCGUUUCUCCAUCUUGGGUAGAAAUCGAUGCAGUGGAAAUCGUUGGAGAAAACAAAGGUGAAUGCCCUGCACAGUAUAGAAAGAUGUGGGAUUCUUGUUAUCUGAUCAAGAAGGAUAAGGUUUCAGCAGACACAG
Saccostrea cuccullata (small rock oyster) is the source of this 652-nucleotide messenger RNA. Its product is annotated as F-box/LRR-repeat protein 4-like. Lineage: Eukaryota; Metazoa; Mollusca; Bivalvia; Ostreida; Ostreidae. The transcript has 6 exons. The record is from RefSeq and is a predicted model, not a curated record. The annotation marks the transcript as partial.